UUGGAAUUAAGAAUUAUAAUAUAAAAAACGAAUUCAUGUAUAAAACGGUGAUAGAACCUUGAAGCUUAUACAUUUAACUUCAAAUUAAAAAAAUAUAUAUGUAAAAAUAUUGAUUAGAAAUUAAAUAAUAAAUGAAAAUAACUUCAAUUCCUUAUGUCCCCUCUAUCGGCCUGCUUAGACCCACUUUAUCGGCCACCUUUUAAAUAAAAUUUUAGGUGAUUGGAUGUAUAUAAUUUAUUUACAUCUAUUCUUAAUAUUUAUGUUUAUUUUGAAAUAUAACUUAAUCAAUUUGUUUAUUUAUUUUGACAUUAAAAAAUUAAAUUGACUAUUUUGCAUAUAAGUGCUGAUAACCUUAAAAAAAAUAAAACUAAGGUGGCCGUUAAUGCAUAUACAGAGCUAAUUUUCUCGUUUCUAUAUUCAGCCACCUUAUUUUUAAUAUAAAUUAGGUAAAAAUCAUUAAAUUUUUAACUCCUAAAAUUACUAUGAAACGAGCUAAUAAGAUUACAAAAAAAAAUCGGACUUUUCUUGUUAUUUUUAAUUAGUAAUCGGUUAUUGAAAAAACAAGAAUACUUAACCUACCUGAUAAGAAAUCUCCAGAAAUCGCAUCUGACGCACUACUAUUUUUUUUUUAAUUAUAAAAUGAAUUGUUACAAUAAUCAAAGUAUGUUUAAUCUAAACUAGAUUAAUUUUAAUUUUUUUUUAAAACAACUAUUUACGCAUUAAUAUGUACUUAUUGUAGAAAUAUAUCGACUUUUCGACUAAGUGGCCGAUGAAGGGGGCCUGGCCGAUAGAGGGGUCACUUACCUUAUUUCGCUGAGACAAACUAGAAACGGUCCAAUAAUAUGGAAAUUUUCCUUUAAACAAGUAAAAAUUAUAAUCGCUUAAUUCUAUAAAUUACUAAAUUAUAAGUAAAAUUACUUUGAGUAUUAGAGUACAAAACACAAACAUUCAAUAAAAUUUACUAUUUGAUUUCUUAAAAAAUCUAUUUUAGAAUAAAACUUUCACUGCGACUGCUAUUGAAUUUUUACCAAUCCAAAUUGUCAAAAUUGUCUCCUUGAGUGUAAUAAGAAUUUUUUUUUUUCCAUAGAUAUGAAAAAGUCGAAACUAUCAGACUUGUCACAUAAUGUUAUAGGAUAUUUUUCGUUGACAGUUUUAUUCUCUACAAACUAUUACCAAUAAAGUUUUUUCAUAUUCUGCAUUGUUUUCUAGUUAUUUUUAUUUUAAUUUCAAGCUCUUAAAAAGUAGUGUUCUGAUCGAUUUCAAGACCUCGACAUUGAAAUGAAAAUAACUAGAAAACGAUGUGGAGUUAAAAUUUUUUUUCGUGUUGAACUAUGAUUUUUUCCCCAUGCACUUAAAAAAAAAAUGUUGCUCCGAAAUGACGCAGCCUAAUAUAUAUAUUAGAGUGAUUAAAAAAAUAACAAAAUUUAUUUUCAUUCUCGAAAACAGGUUCAAAAGUUUCAUUUAGAUAAAAAAAGACGCCUGUGAAAAUUAGAGCUUUUAAUAUUAACAUUCAGAGGAUUUCAAAAAAAUUUUCUUUGCGUCUUCUGAUUUUUAUAACUAGCUAACGAUGCAUCAUAGAAAAAGUCAGCAGGCAUUUUUGGUAGGGAAUUGAAUACUCUGCAAAAAAGUUUCCUAUCAUUUUUUGAUAAAUCCACCUGUUCAAAAGUUAUUGGAGCUUGAACUAAAAUUUAUAUUGAAUUUCGAGAUCUUUCUACUUUUUCGGCAAAACUAUCAGACUAUAGUCGGUUUUUUUGGGUCACCCAAGUAUACAGUAGCGCUCAAGAAUAUUUUUGACAAAGAUAUUUAUUUCAUUCAUUAAGAGUAAACAAAAAACAUAAAAAUCUUUAACUUAUAUUUUUUUAUGAUAUUUAACGUUUUACAGAACAGUGAUGAAAUAACCUUAGUUCGCAACAAAAUAAAGUUUAAAUUUAAAAAAUAAAAAAAAAUGGUGGAUCAUAAGUAUUUUGACAUAAUUGAAAAAAUUUUUUUCAUACAUAGAUAUAGUACUUUUAGUCAUUAAAAAUUCACUAUUUAGUAGCAUAUCCCUUAGCCUUUAUGACAGCCUCACAUCGCGCUGGCAUCGAGUCAACCAACUUCUCUAAUCAGUUCAGCGGAAUUUUCUCCGACGUAUUUUUUGAAGCUUUAUAUAAAUUGUCCUUAUCGGAAUAAUUUCGGGUUCUUAUUCUACGAUCCAACUCCUCUCACAGAUGCUCUAUAGGAUUAAAAUCUAGGUUUUGGCUUGGCCACUCUGAAACUUUGACUUUACCGCGUUUCAUGAAAUCACAAAUGUACUUGGAUCUGUGUUUAGAAUCAUUAUCAUUCUGAAAAUACCACCCAGCUAGUAUAAGUUGCUUAACAAAUGGCAGCAUUUAAGUUCUCAAUAUUUUUUUUUUACACAAACUGUUCCAUAUUUUCUUUGACUUAAUGCCAGAGCGUAGAAAACACCCCCUAGCCAUCACACUAUCACCUCCAUAUUUAAAAGUAGGUAAUUAACAUUGAAAAUCAUAUUUUUUAUUUUUAGAACGUCGAACAUACUUGACACCAUCUGACAUUAAAUUAAAUUUAUUUUCAUAAUUCCACAAAACUAAAGAACAGUCUAAGCUUAAUCACGAUUUAUACUGUUUUAGGAAUUCAAGUCAAGACUUUUUAUUUUUUUCUAAAUAUUAAAGUUUUUUUCUGUCGGCCUUCGACCAUGCAACCCGAAGAGUUUUAAGCAUCGUUUGACAGUAGAAAUGUGAAUAUACAUGUUGUAUUUUUCUUUCAAUUCAUUUUUUAUCAUCACAGCUGACUUUCGGCAAUAGCCAGUUGAUAAUGUUUAGUAGAUUUCAUAGAAAUCUAACUAUUAUAUUUGUCCUCAUAAUGGAAUUUUCGAAAAAUUUUGCUACCUCUCAACUCAGCUCGACAAGCUGAGUCAGAAAAUACAUUUGGUUCAAAAGUUUAUAUAUGUAUUUAUAUAGCGUCCACAAUUCUAUACCGAUCUCAAUGAAACUUAGUAUACUUAUUCUAUGGACGAUUACCUUGGAUGAGUUCGAAGAUGAGCCAAUUCGGCCAAUAAGUUUAGAACCCGACUAGAAAUUCCAGUUAGGCUUGCCGAAAGACUAAUUCGGACCGAAUAAGGCUUUCCGAAAUACGACAAGCCUGAUUCGGACCUUCUUCCGGCCUCAUAAUAAAAACCAAAAUACGGCAAGCCGAAUUCGAAUCUUAUGGUGUUUCCAUGAGGAAAACUAAAGCUCGAAAUGCCAAAAACAUUUCAAACUUGGUUGUUCUUGGGAAAAGGUGUGGCAUGGUGUUAGUUAGGAAUACCUUUGGAAUUCCGGACUGAUAUUUAAUAGUAAUGACCAAAUGCUUGCCGAAUUUCAGUAUGCCAAAUCAGGUAAUUCUUAGGAAAGUGAAUGGCAAAGUUAACUUCAGCGUAUCUUCGGAAAUUUAUACGGCUGCCUUAUGGUGCUUACCAAAAGCUUGUCGAAGUUUGGUAUGCCAAAUUAGGUAGUGAGUAGGAAAGUGAAUGGCAAAGUUAACUUCGACGUAUCUUCGCAAAUUGAUACUGCUGCCUUAUGGUACUUACCAAAGGCUUGUCGAAGUUUGAUAUGCCAAAUUAGGUAGUGAGUAGGAAAGUGAAUGGCAAAUUUGACUUCGGCGUAUCUUCGGAAAUUGAUAUGGCUGCCUUAUGGUGGUUACCAAAGGCUUGCCGAAAUCUAGUAUGCCAAAUAAGAUAGUUAGUAGGAAAAUGAAUGGCUAAGUUAACUUCGGCGUAUCUUCAGAAAUUGAUACUGCUGCCUUAUGGUGGUUACCAAAGACUUGCCGAAGUCUGGUAUGCCAAACCAGCGCCCCGACUAGAAUUCCAGUGUGGCAUGCCAAAAUACCAAUUCGAGACGAAUGAGGCUUUUCGAAAAACAACAAGCCUAAUUUAACACUUGUCCCGUCCUUAUGAGGAAAGCCGAAACUCGAUAUACCAAAACUUUUCCAAAUUUGUUCGUCAUUAGGAAUUUCGGAAAGGCGUAAAAGUUCAGUAAUUCUUUGGAAUUCCUGACCAAAAUCGAAUCGGGAUGACUGAAGGUUUGCUAAAGUUAGGUACGCCAAAUUCGGCUACUAUUAGGAAAGUCUUCGUCAUUGCCUAAGUUAGGUAUAUCUUUGGACUUCCUGACUGGUACCGAAUAAUAUUUUAAUACCAUAACUAAACUUAGGAGCCAUAAUCGGUAGAGUAGCCUAGUAAUCAGCAACUAAUAAAAAAACGAACUGAAAUUUCUCGUCGGGAAGUUAUGGUUAAUUUAAAUUUUGUAAAAUUUUCAAAAAAAAAUUUGUUUACUGAUUUAACUGGAUGUAACUUUUAAACGGAAAGAGAUAGCUCAUUUUAGUUUGUUCUAUGUGAAAGCUCAUUCGAUUGCCUUCAAUGUUUACUAUACAACUCAUAGGUUUAACCAUUUUAUCUAAUAGAUAAAUUGUUUUGAACAUUCAUAAAAUAUUAUAAAAAAUAAUUUUAUUUAUGUUUUCACUUUGAUUAUAGCCACAAUUUCAAACCGAUCUCCUUGAAACUUGGUAUACGUAUUUUGUGGGUGAUUACCUUGAUCGAGUUCGAAAAAUGAGUUCGAUCGGUCAAUUAGUUUAGAAGUUAUAGCAUUCCAAAAUUUUCAAAAUGUCAAAAAUUCAUAUUUUUACUUAUUCUUUCUUAGAUAUUUUUUGAAUGCUAUAAUUUAUCGACUUUCUAUAAAAUUCAUCUGAAAGCUCUUCAAAUAAGCUUUCAUUUUCAUGCCUAUUUAUGUGCCUAGACCAAUGAAAUUUCUUAUCUUACCACUCAUUAAAUGAAAUUCUGCUAUUGCAUUUGUUCUUCUACUUUCAAUACAAUCUAUAGAAAUCUAACUACUGUAUUCUUUAGUAAAUUUAUGAAACUAAUUGAAUUUAUAUUAUUACUGGGUUUAUAAAAUCCUAAUUUUUCAAUUCAAGUGCCUAUAUUCAAUUUGGUUUUAUUUACAGUGUAUAUUACUCAUUUCAAGUAUGACACUUAGACCUAUCAUAAUUGAAAUUUCAACCUAAAUUAUUUUUUGUCUCACAAACACUCGAAAUGUACGACAUUUAGCGCCUAUAGUCGGCAGCUAAAAAUAUUAGAUAAGAUACAGCUGGUAAAAAAGAUACCUAAUCGUUCUAGUAGUGACGUCAUCAAUGGAUCAAAAAAUAUUUUUUGGUUAGAUGUGCGAUAGCAAACGACCAAAAAAUAUCGAAGUAACUCAAUGAGUCAUCUCAUUGAGAAAAUUUAUUAUUAUAUUAAUUCAUACACUUACCGACUUCUCUCUCAUUUUCAACAAAUAAUUAAAACAAUCUUACCAAAAUAACAAAAUAUAUAUUCCUAAGUUACACAUGCGCACAAAGUAUAAACCUUCAGUUUCGUAAAACAACUGAUUAAAUAACAAUAUAACCUUAUUAUUUUUAAUGUAAUAAUUAAUUAAAAUCUGGUGAAAAGAAUUAAAAUGGAAUUAAAUGAUGUGAGUGAUGAUGCAAGUGACGAUGCUAAUGAAGAUACUAGCAUCCAAGAAAAUGAACCACUAACACCACCAGAAAUAGUUCAAGUUGCUCAUAUCGCAUCAUUAGACCUUCUUCCUGAUAAAUCAAAGGCUCUGUACCCAAAAACAUAGAGACAAUUCAUCAAUUAGCAACAGCAAAAGAAAACAACUUCUUUUUCAGAAAGAAUAAUACUUGUAUAUUUUAAAGAAAUAUCGAAAACUAAGAAACCGUCUACAAUGAGGUCUACGUAUUCCAUGCUCAAAAGUACCCUAAAAAUUAACAACAACAUUAAUAUUGAAGCAUAUAACAAAUUACGUACGUUUCUGAAAAAACUUGGGACUAAUUUAAGAAAUAAAAAAUCAAAGGUUUUAUCCUCAGAAGACAUAACUAAAUUCAUAAAAACUGCUGCAGAUGAAAUAUACUUAGUUGAUAAAGUUAUUUUAAUAUUUGGUAUCUGCGGAGCUUGUCGAAGGGCCGAACUUUGUUCAUUAACCACUGAAAAUAUCCAAGAAAAAACAUCUUUUUUGUUGGUGGAGAUUUUUGCUACAAAAACAUCAACUAUGAGACAAUUUAUCAUUGAUGGAGACUUUUAUAAAAUUGUCAAGAAGUACAUGGAUCUUCGACCUCAACUAUCAAUUUCGAAAAGAUUUUUUUUAAACUUUCAAAAAGGCAAAUGUACUAAUCAACCAAUCGGCCUUAACAAAAUAGGUGGUGUCCCAAAAAAAAUUGCUAGUUACUUAAAAUUACCAGACGCAUCUCAAUACACAGGCCAUUGUUCUCGCCGUACGUCGGCAACAUCACUUGUUGAUGGCGGUGAUGAUGUUACUAGUCUUAAACGCCUCGGGUCUUGGAAAUCUACAGCCUUCGCUGAAAGUUACAUCGAUCAUUCUAUAACUAAUAAACAUAAUGCCUUUGAUCAAAUAACCAAAUCUAUAGUUCUAACAUCCUCAAAAGAAAUUUCAUCGAAAUCACAACAAAAUAAUAACAACACGACAACAGUUAAUUACAAUGCAUUGAACCCCAGUACAUCUACAACAGUGCAACAGUUAAAUAACAGAAAUCCAUUGUCUUCUAUGAAUCUUACAAUUAAUAAUUUUACUAAUAUUACUAUUAACUAUAAUACGUACACAAAAAACUUAUAAAAAAUAAAAACAUUUAUAUUAAAACUUAAUAAUAUCAAUAAUAAUAAUAACAAAAAUGUGAUUUUUUGUGAUUUUGUCUAAUAUAGAAAAUUAUAAUUUGUUUUUGUUUUAACUCUCAUUUAAAUAACCGCGGGUUAUAACCUGCCAUCUAUAGGCACUAAAUGUUGUACAUUUCGAAUAUCUGCCACAAAAACUAAUGUAUCUAUCUAGUACAAUCGAGUCUAAGACGCUCGUAUGUUGCUACACUCGUUGUCAUUAAUGCCUGGUCCCCCAGACUAUAAAUUCUUCACCAAGCAGGGGGCCAGGCAUUAAUGACAAUGAAUGUACCCUCGCCUUCGGCUCGGGCACCAAUCUUCACACCUCGCGUUUUAAACACGAUCGCACUCGAUAGAUGAACUACUAUUAUUUAUUUUCGUAUUAACUAUUAAUUCUAUAGUAAAGAACAUAGAAUACUUUUUCGUAGAUAAUUUUUUUUUUUUUAACUUCAAUUUUCGCGAUUCAACUUAUCAUUCCGAUAAUUUUUUCAAUUUUUUAAUUUCAAUUCUUAAAUUUUAUUGCAUUUAACUUAAAAUUUUUUGUUGUAUAACCUAGAGAAUAUUCAAGAAUGUUAAAAAAAAAAUUUAUUUUGUUAUUAAUGUUUAUUUGAAAGGAUGAAAUAAUCAAUAAUGAGAAAUCUACUUCCAUUUCGGCUGCCGAAUGACCUUUUUAUAAUGUUAUCGACUCUUGGAGAUGUUUCUUUUUGACGGCCACAUUGAGGCUUACUUUUGACUGUCAUUCGUGUAUUAUACACUUUGUUCUAUAUACUUACAAGUUGUUGAAACACUUUGAAAAUGCGAGCAACAUUUGUUAGUUUCAACCCUUGUUUUAAUGCAUUUAUAACGGUUUUUUUAAAGUUACUAGAAUAUUGCUCGGAUUUUGAUAAGUUGAAAUAACUACGACAAGUAAAUAUAAGCGAAAAUAAAAGCUCAGAGUUAUCUAACGUUCGAGAACUUUCGAAGCUAACUGCGUGUCAAAAUAUUUUUGAACUCACAAUUAAUUUUUUUCUUUCAAUGGCAUGUAAUGUAUGCAAAUAAGAUGAAACCUGACGCGUUCAAAUGAUUGCAGUUAGACUGCUCCAUACUAUAUUCAAACAUCUUUUUGACAUAGUUUUAUCUUGAAGAAGAUGAUAGCAAACUUUAUGUUGUC
Molecule: messenger RNA, 7823 nt
Organism: Microplitis demolitor
Lineage: Eukaryota; Metazoa; Arthropoda; Insecta; Hymenoptera; Braconidae
Exons: 2
Coding region: 5733-6638 (301 amino acids)
Biological process (GO): DNA integration; DNA recombination
Molecular function (GO): DNA binding
Source: RefSeq, a predicted model, not a curated record